AUGGAAGAAGUGAGGAAGACCGUCGUUCAGAUGCAGAGCCCUAUCAAGACUGAAUGGAAUUCCCGCUGUGUCCUUUUCACCUAUUUCCAAGGGGACAUUAGCAGCGUAGUGGACGAACACUUCUCCAGAGCUCUGGGCAAUGUCAAGAGCCCCCAGGGACUCAGCCCUUCCAGCCAGAGCGGAGAUGUGAUCCUGAGGAAUGAUAGUGACAUGCCUCCAAAUCAGUGGCGUUUCUCUUCUCAGUGGACAAAGCCACAGCCGGAAGUAUCUUUUGCAAAUGGUGCCGCCAGCUACAGCUUCAGUGGAUCCGGUCCCGUGGCUAUGGAUCAGUAUCCAGUGUCCCUGACCGGGAGCCCUUACAUUCAGCCUGGCGAGCUGAGGCAUUUCUCCUCCCUCGCCAGCUCCAGCUUCCCAGAGCCUGGCUACCCUUACGCCUUUUCCGCUGGGCACUGGGUUCCAGAGCCCCAGCCUGAUGGGAAGUAUGAGCCCCUCCUAAGUCUCCUGCAGCCAGAGAGAUGCCUAACCCAUCCGCAGGAAUCUGCCUCGUGGGAGGAUGGCCACUCUGCCCAGACGGCCAGAAGCAUGGGAUGGCUCUUCAACCUGCCUUCCGGCUCAGCCCACUUUAAGAAAAUCUAUUUCCCCCCUGAGGGUGGACUUGCCAGCGCCAGCCUUGCAGUUGAAAAAAGCCAGUCUCCAGAGAGAAGAAAAGAUCUGUUCUUUUACUGAACUCCGGUUUAAAGAAGAGAAUUCCUUUUUCCAAACCUGCUUAUGGUUUUCUACUGGGAAUCCAGAGGGUCUAGAGACAUCGCCGUCCUUAUCUCUUUCUGCCACAAAAGAGCACUGAGUCCAAAGCAAGUUUCUGUUCUCCCUGAAAUUCUAUACUUUUCCUUGGCACCUAUGCCCCCACGUUAGUUUUUUUUCUUUUUUAACUUUUUAAGCAUAUAAGAUGGUUAAAAGAGAUGUUCAGUGGUGGGGAGCAUAGAGGCUCACACCCCCUGCACCCACUGCCCUCCUACUUAGAAUCAGCCGCCUUACCCUCCAUCAGCUGGGCCUUCCACAUCAAGACUGACGGUGUGGUACCCGAUGGGGUGUCCCACUCUUGCAACUGAAUAGAGGUUCCAGGAACAGCCUGACACUUUCUAGCCUUAACCAGACUAUUUCCAUCUUCCCUCUUGCCUCUACAAAAAGCAAAAUGGAAAUGGAGUGGGCAAGACCCACUGCGAGUGGCUGGAGUCUGAAAGGAAGCUGAAAAGGUCUCAGGCUGGGCCUGAUGAAUGAGGUAGUCACUUUUCUGUAGCUCUUCCACUGUUAGUGACAUCGGGAAAAUAGUAACUUUCUUUUCGGCACAGAACCGUUGGGGCCACCAGUGUGGAUGCCCACGUGGGUCCAAGACUUGGGAGCAGGACUUCCCUGCAGAUUGUUCCAGAUGAAAUGACAAAUUUCUCCAAACUCCUUCAUCUCUCCUUCAUCUCUCCGACCUGAUAGACAGCUCACGGUCCGGUGUGAGCUCGGUACUUAGCCCUGACAAGCACACCCCAGUUGCUCCCGUGUAACAGCUCAAAGGGUGAAGAAUCAAAUGACAUUUUUGGAUUAUGCUGUUCUUAAUUCUAAAUUCUUUCACAUCCAUGAUCUCAUGCAAACUUCUCAGCAACCCAAGGAUUGACAUGAUUAUCUUCACUUAAUACAUGUGGAUACUGAGGCUUAGAGUUGGCCAGUGACCUGCCCAAGGUCACACAGCCAGCGCUGGAACCCGGGUCUGAGCUCAGGGCUCUUUUCUCUCCACCAUAAUAUUUAUCAAAGGUUACCAUCUGGGUGGUUCUUAGAUAUUUUGU
Physeter macrocephalus (sperm whale) is the source of this 1832-nucleotide messenger RNA. RefSeq names its product vestigial like family member 1 (gene VGLL1). The record is from RefSeq and is a predicted model, not a curated record. Gene Ontology annotation, biological process: regulation of transcription by RNA polymerase II. Bases 1 to 726 code for a protein of 241 amino acids. NCBI's taxonomy places the organism in Eukaryota, Metazoa, Chordata, Mammalia, Artiodactyla, Physeteridae. Gene Ontology annotation, cellular component: nucleus. The transcript has 4 exons.